AUGUACGCUGAUGACAUUAAGAUUUACGGCAUCUAUGAUGAUGAGAACUACCAUGAAGUACGUACUGCACUUCAAACGUCACUAGCUAGGAUGUCUGACUGGGCUUCUAAAUGGGAUUUGCACAUUAACUAUGACAAGUCCCUGGUUAUGCGUUUAGGUAAAGGGGAUGUGGCUGAGUAUAGUAUGAAUGGAGUAACUCUUAACACAUGUAAAUCUGUAAGAAACUUAGGAAUUUUUGUCGAUGAGAACUUCAACUUCUCUGAACACAUUGAUCAUGUUGUACGAAAAGCAUACUCCUCCCUUUUUCGCCUUUUUCGGAUUGCCCACACCAGUAAUCCAACUAUUCUUACUCGCUUAUACAAAUCGUUCGUCUUACCUCAUCUUGAAUAUGGCCCUCAUAUUUGGAGCCCCUCAAAGAAGAAGCACAUAGCGAAGCUCGAAAAGGUGCAAGAUACUUUGUUCAGAAGAAUGUCAGCAAAUCUAACGGUGACUAGCUACAACGAUCGUCUUAGAAAAUUAGCUAACUGUAUGGCCAGUCCUCGCAUCCUUCUGACGCAUGGAGCCUAA
Necator americanus (New World hookworm) is the source of this 567-nucleotide messenger RNA. RefSeq lists its product as uncharacterized. The record is from RefSeq and is a predicted model, not a curated record. The coding region runs from base 1 to 567 and encodes 188 amino acids. NCBI's taxonomy places the organism in Eukaryota, Metazoa, Nematoda, Chromadorea, Rhabditida, Ancylostomatidae. The transcript has 2 exons.